Messenger RNA from Talaromyces stipitatus ATCC 10500, 819 nucleotides. RefSeq lists its product as uncharacterized. Lineage: Eukaryota; Fungi; Ascomycota; Eurotiomycetes; Eurotiales; Trichocomaceae. The record is from RefSeq and is a predicted model, not a curated record. The transcript is spliced from 3 exons. Bases 1 to 819 code for a protein of 272 amino acids.
AUGUACAGCUUAACUACAUCACAGGUAGAAUCCUAUCACCGUCACGGCUUCCUCGUUCUUCGAGUCGGCGAGCACCAACUUGUUGACCCGGCUGAUCUAGCAAAGUGGGCGGAAGAAGUAAAAUCAUGGCCUCGUGAAAAGGGAAAAUGGAUGCCCUACGACGAAAUCAAUAUCAAAGGCGAGCGUCAGUUGAUGCGCACUGAGAAUUUUGUGGGUUAUCACGACAAGUUCAAGGCUCUUGUCUGCGGAGAGGAGUUGGCGGGUAUUUUGAAAGCGUUGACUGGAGAUGAUAUGCUUCUUUUCAAAGAUAAAAUCAACUACAAGCAAUCUCGCGGAAACGGGUUUCAAGCACACUUAGACGCCCCUGCAUAUGACCACAUCGGCCGUAUCGAGCAUGUUACAGCGAACUUCGCUAUUGACCCAGCCACUCCAGAAAAUGGAUGCCUUGAAGUAGUACCUGGAAGCCAUAAGAUGGACGUGCCGUGCAUCAACGGCGGCUGCAUCGAUCCUACCUGGGAGAGCGCUCAGACUUGGCUCACGGUACCCCUGGAAGCUGGUGAUGUACUGAUAUUCGGUUCGCAUUUGGCACAUAGGUCAGAUGUCAAUGAUACAGACAAGGCGCGUGCUAGUCUAUAUGCCACAUUCUAUGGGAAGAGUGAUGGGCUGGAUUUGAGGGAAAAGUAUUAUGUGCAUCGACGGGCCAAUUUCCCUCCUGAUCACGAACGUGAACCGGGUAAAGACUACACGCAAGGCUUCAAGACCUACGGGUUUGCUGCCCCCUUUUCCAAGAUUGAAGACCAGGCUCCUGUUACGGCAUGA